UUUUCGCUCCAGCACCUCCACCUUCAAGGCAAUUUUUACAGAGACCUAGGAGAAAGCUCUCCCUUUUCUGGUCUGAGGAACCUGAGCUCUCUGCACCUGGGCAACCCUCAAUUCUCUGUGAUAAGGCAAGGGAACUUUGAUGGCCUUGAGUUUGUCAACCAGCUGUGGAUUGAUGGUGGUAAUCUCAGUCAGUAUGAGCAGGGAAGUUUGAAAUUGAUUAAGAAGAUAAAUCACAUGAUCAUAAACCUAAGAAAUAGUGAUGUAUUCUCAGAAAUUGUUAGGGACCUUCUGCACUCUGUGACUUGGCUAGAAGUAAGAGAAAUCAAAUUAGCGGUUGAAACAAAAAGCUUGGUGCAGAACUCUACACGUCCUUUUAGGAUGCAAAAACUUACGUGUAAAGAUGCUUUCUUCACAGAUAAGUCUAUUAGCCGAAUGUUGGUAUUAUUGAAGGAAAUCACCUCUUUACGAGAGUUAGAGGCAAUUGAUUGUGUGCUUGAGGGGAAGGGUCUAUGGGACACUAAAGAAAUAACAAGGAGUGGGCAAAGUUUUGUUGAAACAAUAUCAAUAAUAAAUUUAAUGAUGCAGAGUUUUUAUCUGUUUUUUGACCUGGAAGGUAUGGAGUCACAAAUAAACAAACUGAAAAGGCUCACUAUUGAAAGCUCUAAAGUUUUCAUGGUACCAUGCAAGCUUGCAAGACAUUUUUCAUCCCUUUUGUAUCUAGACUUUAAUGAUAAUUUGCUUGUAAAUAAUCGUUUAGAAGAGACUAUCUGUAAAGGUGCCUGGCCUUCACUACAAACUUUAAAUCUAAGUCAAAACUCUCUAAGAUCUCUGAAACAGACUGCAGAAUACAUAUCUCGUCUACCCAAACUGAAUAAUCUUGACAUUAGCCAAAAUAAUUUUGGUGAGAUUCCAGAUGCAUGUGACUGGCCAAAAAACCUGAAAUUUUUAAACCUCUCCAGCACUCAAAUUGCUAAAGUAACAGACUGCAUUCCCCAAACACUGGAAGUUUUGGAUAUUAGUGCUAACAACCUGAAGGAGUUUGGACUGCAGCUCCCACAUCUGAAAGAAGGGAGUCUAGACAAGCAGGCCUGCCCUCCCUUUCGGCUCUGCCUCCAUAAGCGGGACUUUGUGCCUGGCAAGUGGAUUGUGGACAACAUCAUUGACUCCAUUGAGAAGAGCCACAAAACGCUCUUUGUGCUGUCCGAGCACUUUGUGCAGAGUGAGUGGUGCAAAUACGAGCUGGAUUUCUCGCAUUUCCGCCUCUUUGAUGAGAACAACGAUGCGGCGAUUCUUGUCCUCCUGGAGCCCAUCCAGAGCAAAACGAUUCCCAAGAGGUUCUGCAAGCUGCGGAAGAUCAUGAACACAAAGACCUACCUGGAGUGGCCUCUUGGUGAAGAGCAGCAGCAGAUGUUUUGGUUUAAUUUGAAAAUGGCUCUAAAAUCCUAGACAGAUAGAAUAUACUUUGGAAUUUCUUCCUUUGCUCUUUUAUCCCAUCAGUUAUCUGUAUCCCAAGAACAGAGAGCUGAGCCACUGCAAAUUCUAACAUUUGCUGUGAGAUUAUUUUCUUUUUGUAGCUGUGGUUCUGAAUUGUUGUAGUGGUUUGUGCUGGAAUAGAGUUAAUUUUCUUCAUGGUUCCUUCUAUGGUGCUGUGGUUUGUAUUUGUCACCAAAACAGCCUUCACAGCACAGGGGCAUUUUAGUUAUUGCUCAGCAGUGCUUGCACAGUAUUGAAGUCUUUUCUGUUUCUCAUGCUGUGUCGCCAGCAAGUAGGCUGGGGGUGCAUCAUAAUUUGGGCAGGGACAGAACUGGGGCAGCUGAUCCCAACUGACCAAAGGGAUGUCCCAUACUAUAAUGUCAUGCUCCGUGACUUCAUGCUUAGCAAUAAAAGUUGUGGGAAAGAAAGAAUAAGGGAGGGUAUUUGGAGUUAUUGUGUUUGCCUUCCCAAGUAACUGUUCUGUGUA
This is a messenger RNA of Empidonax traillii (willow flycatcher), 1960 nucleotides long. It is a transcript of the gene TLR2, whose product is annotated as toll like receptor 2. The record is from RefSeq and is a predicted model, not a curated record. Gene Ontology annotation, molecular function: protein binding; triacyl lipopeptide binding; transmembrane signaling receptor activity. Gene Ontology annotation, cellular component: membrane. Lineage: Eukaryota; Metazoa; Chordata; Aves; Passeriformes; Tyrannidae. The transcript has 3 exons. The annotation marks the transcript as partial. Gene Ontology annotation, biological process: toll-like receptor signaling pathway; inflammatory response; immune response.